Bombyx mori (domestic silkworm) is the source of this 2534-nucleotide messenger RNA. Its product is annotated as ras-related protein Rab-24. Bases 311 to 919 code for a protein of 202 amino acids. The record is from RefSeq and is a predicted model, not a curated record. Gene Ontology annotation, cellular component: endocytic vesicle; autophagosome; endomembrane system. Gene Ontology annotation, biological process: intracellular protein transport. The transcript has 5 exons. Lineage: Eukaryota; Metazoa; Arthropoda; Insecta; Lepidoptera; Bombycidae. Gene Ontology annotation, molecular function: GTPase activity; GTP binding.
GAAUGGAAAAGUGUCAAUUAUCGAUUAAUCGAAUCAAGAGCGGAAGCUGUCACGGCGGAAAUACUAGUACAUACUACAAAAUAAACAAAUACAAAUGCUCUUUGUUACGUCUGAUAAAAGUUUGUUUCAAACAUAGAGUUACUAUUCUAAUUAACUCCAUGGUUUCAAAUUAGUAAUAAGAAUAGGUAAUUACAAAUUUUGAUAUCAACUGAUUGAUUUAUAAUUAGAAUUUAAUCUAGAAGUUUCCACAUGGUAUUUUACUUAACAUAGUCUAUUCUACAUUAAUAGACGUAUUGUAUUAAAAACUAAAAUGAGUCGAUGUGAUUUUAAAAUAGUGCUUUUAGGCAGCGAACACGUCGGAAAGACGAGCUUAGUUUUAAGAUUCGUGAAUUGUAGGUUCAACGCUGAGAUACCAUAUCAAAAUACCGUCGGUGCUGCAUUUUGCGCUAAAGCUAUGCGAUCAAAAGAAAAAGACUACAGUAUUGGCAUCUGGGAUACAGCAGGCAGCGAAAGGUAUGAAGCGAUGACUAGGAUUUACUACAGAGGUGCACACGCUGCUAUUAUUUGUUACGAACCGUCAUCUCAUGAGUCGUGGACGAGACUAAGACAUUGGCUGCACGAACUAAGAACAGUGGAAGAUAGUUGCAAAGUAUAUUUAUGUGGUACAAAAAAGGAUUUAUUAGACGGAGGGUUCGUGAAAAGGGAAGUGGCCGAAGAGAUAGUGAAUACUUACUCGCAAGAUUUGAACGGACAUUUCCUUACAUCGAGCAAAACCGGUGAGAAUGUCGAUGAACUUUUCCAGAAGAUUGUCGACGACCUUGCUGCUGACGUGGAGGUAAUGAAGACGGUUACGGAGAGCAGAUUGCUGCUGACAGAGCUAGACAAACGCAAAAGCAAAAAGGAUGUGUGUGCAUGCUAGUGAUUUAGUUUGGACAGAGAAGAGAUUUAGUUGGUUAAAUUAAUGAAAUGGAACAAAUAUUUAUUGGUAAUAAAAGCCAUAUUAAUUAGGAGGUACCGAGUGAUUAUUAGUUGCGGUCGUAACGGAGCUUGGGUAAUGUGUGCUUCGAAUGUUUUAAUGGCAACACCGCUCUAGCCUUUUUUAUAGCUUUUUUUAAGGGAUUUUAUGACCUGGUAACUAAGACCUUUAGGUCAAGUCUUAUUUUAAUAUUUUUAUCGCGAAGCUGUAUGGGUCGCGAUCCCUGGAAUGGUUUCUUUUUGGCAGCGUGGAUUUUGAUCCACAAUUCGUAUGGCGUAUGGAUGAACAAAAAAUUAAAUAUGUUUCGCCGCAUUCAUGGUUAGAGGUCGGACGUAUGUAUGUGUAAGUAAUUGUAAAAUGGAAAUUAGUAUUUGCCAUUUCAUGUAGUUUGUAGGAAUUGUGGAUAGAUGGCGUUAAACGAGGCUCUUAAGAGCCCCGUCCCUUUGCCGACUGAAAUGAAAACGCUCGCUUCCUUUUUUUAUCUGACACAUUUAAACGUCAUAAAUGACAUUUGAAAACUAGUUGGAGUGGCAGCAAAAAUUUAGUGUUUAAAAUAAAUUGAAAUCAAAUCGAUAUUGUGGUUGUAUAAAAAUGUACUGAUCGAAGAAAUUCAAGCCAAAUUAUUAUUGUUAUUUUAUUUUUUUAAAUUAUAAUUAAAAAAAGAGUGUAUAUAAUUAAAACUUGUUUUAAGAUUUGAUUUUGCAACUUUUUUUAUUAUUCUUAUAUUAUUACCGUCUUUUCGGAUGCUAUACUGGAAUUGAGACUGUAAGAAUCUACAUUUGAAUACUGUGCUGAUUACCGUCUAUAUUUCUUUAAAAAUAAAUCUAGACACGUUUCAUUUCACAUUGAACGAACUAACAGUAUCUUGAAGUCUGUCUGUUUGUUUGCCUUAGCGGUAGGUAGUGGCCUGGCAUUGCUGAAGUCCAUGGGUGACGGUAACCGCUCCCUACCAGGUGGGCCGUAUGUUUGUCUGCUUACAAGGGCAAUAAAAAAAACACGGGUUUAAUCUUAUCGAUAAGAAUAUCCCAAGGGUUAAGAUAAGUUGCGUUGGCCACACCAAACCGAGUAUUUUCAUUCAGGUCACGGCGCUCACGGGUGAGCCUUAUCUUACUAAACCAUACGGGUCAUGAAGUUCACUGGUGAGCCUUUUAAAACAUCUAAAUUAGACGGCAAAUGUUGCCGAUUUUUUUUUUCCGUGAAACUUAUCACAUUUUAUUAAUUUUAGAAUGAAAAUCAUAAGUUGAUAAAAAUUACUGAAUCCCAGAUUUUGGCUUGGCCCGAAUGGUUAUAGUACGUCAGGCCCACCGGUGGGUCGUAAAGCUUACAUUGUUAAGUUCAGGGGCCACACUUGAAUGGACAUUGACCUCAUAACAACGUAUUGGGUUGUCUCAGUGGCGAAUUUACCAUCUGGCUUAAUAGGCCGGAAGCCUAGGGCCGGCAGAUUCGCAGCAAUUUUUAAAAAAAAAUGUAACAGAAAUUAUAUUUUAUUUUUAUAUUUUUAAAUUAAUACGUGAAGCAAAAACUUUGUUCCCCUUUUUACGAAAAUUGCGCAGACGGA